UUUUGGUACAGCUAACAACAACAACAACUAACGAAGAGCUAUCAGCAGAGUUUAAACCCUUAAACCUGUAGGGUUAAAAAUCUGGAUCCUCAGAAGUGAAUGAGGUUCUGUUCUCUGUAAGUGCUGCUGCUUUCAGGAUGGGCCAGCAGAUCUCAGGUCAGGCGGUCAUGAGCCAUCUGCCUGAGAAGCUGGUGAAACAUGCUGGGCUGGUGCGUGACAGUGGUUAUGUCACCUACGAGGAGUUUCUGGCCAGAGUGGCUGAGCUUAACGACGUAACGGCCAAGUUAGCUGCUGGACAGCAGAAACACCUGCUGUUCGAAGUGCAGCCCGGCUCCGACGCCUCGGCCUUGUGGAAGGUAGCUGUCAGGAUCGUCUGCACCAAGAUCAACAAAGAAAGUGGUACGGUGGAAGCGACGCGAAUCAUGAACCUGUACCAGUUCAUCCAGUUAUACCGUGACAUAACCAGUCAGGCUGCUGAGGUGCUGACAGCAGAAGGUACCAUCAAGGACCCGGCAGCCCAGCUGCCCUCCACAGACUCCUGCCAGGCCAGCAUGUGGAUGGGGAGAGUGAAGCAGCUGACUGACGAGGAGGAGUGCUGCAUCUGUAUGGAUGGAAAGGCCGACCUCAUCCUGCCCUGUGCGCACAGCUUCUGUCAGAAAUGCAUCGAUAAAUGGAGCGGACAGAGCCGAAACUGUCCAAUCUGCCGCCUGCAAGUGACGGCUGCCAACGAAUCGUGGGUGAUGUCCGACUUCCCCACAGAGAACGACAUGGCCAGUUACAUCCUCAACCUGGCUGACGAGGCGGGCUGCCCGCACAGGCCUUGACACACCGAGCACGAGCAUCGUAAGGGAGAUGACCCACACUUAACCUGCUGACACACAAAACGUUUAUUUCACCGAGGAAACUUCACUUUUGAUCUUCAUUGUAAGUUUUAGUGACGCCCUGGAGUUA
Messenger RNA from Nematolebias whitei (Rio pearlfish), 951 nucleotides. RefSeq names its product ring finger protein 141 (gene rnf141). The coding region runs from base 138 to 824 and encodes 228 amino acids. The transcript is spliced from 6 exons. Gene Ontology annotation, molecular function: ubiquitin-protein transferase activity. Gene Ontology annotation, biological process: protein autoubiquitination. Lineage: Eukaryota; Metazoa; Chordata; Actinopteri; Cyprinodontiformes; Rivulidae. The record is from RefSeq and is a predicted model, not a curated record.